This is a messenger RNA of Botrytis cinerea B05.10, 1483 nucleotides long. RefSeq lists its product as hypothetical. The record is from RefSeq and is a predicted model, not a curated record. Lineage: Eukaryota; Fungi; Ascomycota; Leotiomycetes; Helotiales; Sclerotiniaceae. Gene Ontology annotation, molecular function: FAD binding. The coding region runs from base 92 to 1414 and encodes 440 amino acids. The transcript is spliced from 2 exons.
GAGAUCAGAGUUUCUGUGAACGCUAUCAAAGAUUUUCAACCAGUUCAGACGAGCCUUUCUACUACUGCACUACAUUUGACGCCCUCUUAUAAUGUACAGCUUCAAAGUGGUAAUUGUAGGCGCUGGUCCCGUUGGCCUUACUACAGCACAUGCUCUCUCCAAAGCUGGGAUCGACUUCGUGGUGCUCGAGCGACGACAGGUGGUUGUCGAGGAUGUGGGUGCAAGCCUGGUUUUGGCGCCUCAAAGUCUCCGUGUUAUGUCGCAACUACAGCUUCUGGACAAAUUAACCGCUAUCAGCACGGAUUUGGUGCAUGCUACAAACUACACGAUGGAUGGGAAGAAAUUCAAGGAAGCCUGGCCAUUUGAAGUCAUGAAACAAAAUCAUGGAUCAGCUCCCCGCGUUUUCCAUCGUGCCGAGCUUCUUCAAGCAAUAUAUCAAGGCUUGAGACCAGAAGAUAAGUCACGAGUGUUGACGAACAAAAAGAUUACCAGUAUCGAAAGUGACAAGGCCGGAGUACGGGUACACUGUACAGAUGGAUCAACCUACGAAGGAUCUAUCGUCAUUGGGGCCGAUGGGGUCCAUAGCCAAACGCGUCAACUUAUGCGAAGUCUAGCUCUCCAAACUUCGCCAGGAGACACUGUUAACGACGAGGAGCCCUUCACAACCGAGUAUCGCACAAUGUGGUGCUCAUUUCCCAAGCCAGAAAAUUCAGAGAUUGGCUUGGGGAGCUCAACUGACGGGAGCAAUGCUUCGGUUCAGUACUUAACCAGUACGGAUCGUGCCUGGAUCUUUAUCUACGAACAUCUGGAGAGGCCUACGAAGAAGAGGGCAUGGUAUAGUCAGGAAGAUGUCGAAGCAUUCGCGGCCAAGCAUGCUGAAAUGCCUAUCAACGAUCACCUCAAAGUAAAGGAUGUCUUUGCAAAGAAAUAUCAUGCAGGUAUGGCGAAUUUGGAGGAAGGAAUUAUUGAGCACUGGAGCUGGGAACGUAUUGUGCUUGUCGGUGACGCGGCACACAAGUUCACCCCAAAUCACGGUCAAGGACUCAACAACGGCAUCCAGGACGCUGUUGUUCUAGUCAACGAGUUGCAUCGAUGUAUAGCAUCUGUCGGAGCCAGUGACCAACCUUCCAAAGGGGAGCUAAGCAUUGCAUUUCAACGAUACCAGUCUACCCGCACGGAAUAUGUGAAGACGGAUUAUAACCAUUCCGCAACGGUGACCCGGAUGUCUGCAUGGCCUAAUCUCUGGUAUAGACUGCUGGAUCGAUACAUAAUUCCUCUAAUACCGGGUUUUGACAAUAUGAUAAUGAAUUACUUUGCUGCCCCGCAUAUAGCUCAAGGGCAGAUAUUGGAAUUUAUACACAGCGAAGAAUCUUUCAAAGGCAAGGUUCCUUGGGUUUAUUCAAUUGAAACUUAGUCUCAUUAUUUCUAUUUCAGAAAUUUGAUUAUAAUAAUAUAUAAUAAUAUCGGAAACAAAUAAAAUUCA